Messenger RNA from Dimorphilus gyrociliatus, 2887 nucleotides. NCBI's taxonomy places the organism in Eukaryota, Metazoa, Annelida, Polychaeta, Dinophilidae. The record is from the annotation of a GenBank genome assembly.
GGGAACCAGAUUUUCGCAAUUAUGGAGGAAGAAUUGACGGGAGAGCACAUUUGCAGAGUGUGUAGAAGUGAAGGGUUACCUGAACGACCUUUAUAUCAUCCUUGCGUAUGUACCGGAAGUAUUAAGUACGUCCACCAAGAAUGUCUUGUACAAUGGUUAAGAUACAGCAAAAAGGAGUACUGCGAGCUGUGCAAACACAAAUUUGCUUUCAAACCUAUAUAUGCCGCCGAUAUGCCAGGGCGACUACCAGCAGCAGAUAUUCUAAGUGGAUUAGCAAAAAGCGUUUUGCGGGCAGUUAAAUAUUGGCUGCAUUAUACUCUGGUGGCCAUUGCAUGGUUAGGAAUUGUCCCUCUGACUGCCUGUCGUAUCUACCGAUGUCUAUUCAGUGGAUCCUUAACUGCUUUACUAACUUUACCACUGGAUAUUAUGUCUACGAAUAAUAUCAUAUCUGAUAUCUUUAAUGGGUGUUUCGUUGUUAUGUGCACAUUGUGCGCCUUUAUAAGCUUAGUUUGGCUAAGAGAACAAAUAUUAAAUGGAGCGGGACCUGACUGGCUCGAGCAUGACUUUCUGCAAGGGGCAAAUUUCAUGAAUAUAAAUAAUAACAGACAACAAGACCAGCCUCAAGCUAACGCACAACAAGAUGCAGUAAAUCCAAACAAUGUAAAUAAUCCGCAACCUCAGCAGCGUCAACAACAGGAAAAUGCUGAUGACGGCUGGAAUCCCAUUGAUUGGGAUAGGGCGGCAGAUGAAUUGACAUGGGAGCGAUUAUUAGGUCUAGAUGGGUCGUUGGUCUUUAUAGAGCACGUUUUUUGGGUUGUGUCCCUAAAUACGCUUUUCAUUGUCCUCUUCGCUAUACUACCUUAUCACUUUGGACAAAUAGCUACGGAACUUCUUGGACUUAAGCCUCUAACAUUUCUUGCCCAAUUUGAGGGCGUUCUAACCACCGUCCUGGGUUAUGUUGUAACUGCCGCAAUUUUUGUUAUAGUUCAUACAGUUUCAACUAUCUUGGGACUACAAAAACUUAAAAGAAUUGUUGGUGUAUCCUACAUUGUCGUCAAAGUAUCUUUAUUAGUUGUCGUUGAAAUUGGAAUAUUUCCAUUAGUUUGCGGUUGGUGGUUGGAUAUUUGUUCUCUUCCAUUGUUUAACGCCAGCUUAUCUGAUCGUAAAAUGAGUGUUCGUACGGCACCAGGAACAGCCAUGUUCAUACAUUGGUUGGUCGGGAUGCUGUAUGUGUUUUAUCUUGCAUCUUUUAUUCUGUUAUUAAGAGAAAUGUUGCGUCCCGGAGUCUUGUGGUUUUUGAGGAACUUGAAUGACCCAGAUUUUAACCCAAUCCAUGAGAUGAUGCAACUUCCAGUUUUUAGACACGUUAGGAGAUUCUUAGCGAGUCUAGUUAUUUUUGGUACUACCGUAUUGGUCAUGCUCCAUUUACCAACCUUAUUCAUCAAAAAAUUCCUUCCUUCUUUUCUGCCUUAUCACGUAACAGUUUCUGCAGAUGCUCCUUUAUCAGAGCUUUCACUAGAACUUCUCUUACUUCAAGUUGUCCUACCAGCCCUCCUUGAACAUGGGUAUAUGAGACAAUGGUUAAAAACAGCCAUCAAGAGUUGGUGUAUCGGAGUAGCUAAUAUGUUAGAUUUGAGAAGUUACUUACUAGGCGACAUUCCGUUAGAAGAUGAUGUCGACGGACAAGACGAUGAACAUGCUCUUCUCCAUCCGGAGGAAGAAGAAGAAGAAGAAGUGGAAGACGAAGAAGAGGCGGAAGAAGGGGACGAAGUUGACGAAGAAACUGAAGAUGAAGAAGAGGAGGAGGCUGAAGACAGAAAUGAGGAAGCUGCUCCAGCUGCAGGAGAAGGCCUAGGAGCUGAACAUCAAGCUUUAUUACAUAUGGCUGGUCCCACCGGCUUUCAACCAUAUAGACGCCCUAAAUUUUUUGCAGUCAGACUAAUUCUCCUGGUACUAAUUUUAGCAACUACUCUCUUUGUAGUCAGCUCCGUUUCUCUAGUCGUUCCUGUAGCCGUUGGCAGAUUCAUAUUGGAUCGUGUUUUGUCAGAACUUUCUAUCACAGGUACUACAAAAAUUCACGAACUAUAUACAGCAGCAUGCGGAGCGUAUGCCUGCUGGUUAGUUACAAGAACUCUUACAGUUCUUUAUAAGUGGAUACCAAAGGGAUGGAAGGCAAUUUUUAAAGAAGUGUUCAAUUGGUUAAUAUUUGGUUUCAGGCUUAGCAUUAUUGGUUUUCUGUUCAUUAUAGUAAUUCCAUUUAUGCUUGGAGUUCUCUUUGAAACAGUCAUAGCCAUUCCCCUUCGAGUUCCACUAGACCAAAGUCCAAUUCUUUUCUUAUGGCAGGAUUGGGCUUUGGGUGUUCUACACACCAAAAUUAUAUGUGCAGUAACAAUGCUAGGACCUAAUAAUUGGUGGUUGAAACGAAACCUAGAGAGAGCAUAUAACGAUGGUUUAAGAAGAUUAUCCCUGAAAUUUUAUUUCUUUGAAUUAUUCCUACCAUCUGCUUCUAUUCUUGGUUUAGCACUGAGCAUACCCUACGUUGUUGGUCAUUCAAUAGCUCCGGCUAUGUUUGGUCUUGAUCAUCCGACAACGAUUUUGGUAGAAAGGAGGAUCUAUCCUUUGUCAUUGGCAGUUUUAUUAUUUUGCCGAGCAGCUGUAAUGCAGGUUAAACAAUUUAAAAAGCUAUACGAACAUAUAAAGAACGAUAAAUAUCUUGUAGGACAAAGAUUAGUAAAUUAUGAAAGAAGAACAGACUGAUGGUGAUAAUAUGCACAGUGUAUUUUUCAAUUUGUACAGUAUAUACUAUUUAGUCGCUCAAUAUAGUUAAAUUGUACAUUCGUAAGCUUUGAUUAAAUAGCUUACUUAUUACAGUUUUCUUCUCUUUGUA